AAGACUCUCAGUUAAUCAAACUGCAAAUAACUUACCAUUCUCGAUGGCACCGAAAAUUCCAACUGUGUUCUUCAAAAACGGAACUCCCAUACCUGUGCUGGGUCUCGGCACUUGGAAUUCACCUCCGGGGCAGGUUACUCAGGCGGUGAAAGAUGCAAUCGACGUCGGCUAUCGCCACAUCGACUGUGCUCACGUGUAUGAGAACGAGCAUGAAGUGGGCGCAGGUAUUGGUGCCAAAAUUUCCCAAGGAAACGUCAAACGUGAGGAUCUGUUCGUCACGAGCAAACUGUGGAACACGUAUCACCGACCGGACCUGGUACAGGGCGCACUGCAGGUGACGCUGCGCAAUCUUAACCUCAAAUAUCUCGACCUGUACCUGAUCCACUGGCCGGUAGCAUACCGCGAAGGUGAGGUACUAUUCCCGCUACGUCCCGAUGGCAAACGUGUCCACUUUUCCGACGUUGAUUACGUCGACACCUGGCCCGCAAUGGAACGUCUGGUGGAGACGGGUCUAGUGCGCAAUAUAGGACUGUCGAAUUUUAACGUCCACCAAGUGCAGCGCAUCCUGAACGUGGCACGAAUCGCCCCAGUUACCAACCAAAUCGAGUGCCAUCCUUAUCUGCACCAGGCAAAGCUGGGUGAGUUCUGUCGUGCGCAAGGCAUCACCAUAACGGCCUACAGUCCACUCGGAUCACCGGCACGGCCUUGGGUUAAACAGGACGACCCCAUCCUGAUGGAGGACCCCUCGGUACGAAAGCUCGCCCAAAAACACUCCAAAUCUCCAGCACAGGUACUGAUACGCUACCAGAUGCAGCUGGGCAAUGUGGUUAUACCGAAGUCCGUGAGCAAACAGCGCAUUGCUUCCAAUGCCGACGUUUUCGGGUUUGAGCUGGAUGGCGAAGAUAUGCAGCGGCUUGCGGCACUCGAACGGAAUGGGCGCAUCUGUCCGGAGUCGUUCAGCUUCGGCCAUCCGCAUCAUCCGUUCGAGGAAGAGUUUCGCAAAGGUCGCCGUUAAUGCCAUCGGCAACGCAACGUCGCAACCUUUGGAAGUGUUUUAUGCCGCAUUGUUUAAAUCCGCCCAUAACACUUUGUUAACAGGAUAAAUGAUUUUUUUGGAGCCGUGCGUUAAUAAAUCCCACUCAAACACGCGCACGGUAUGACUUGAUUACGUCCCGUCCCCGAUGGUCAGGGUUCGGCCCUCAAAAACCCAUUAGCUGUCACGAGUAACGGCAAGUGGCAAUUUCAACGAUUUCAGCGGCUCAUAUUUCUUCCCAUUGAUUUAUCAUCCAACUCAUACGCACGAUUGGCGACGUCGCAUGACAUUCCACGCUGGAAAGAUGUCAUGCUAACGGAAGGAGCCACAUCUCGCCACGAAAGGCCACCCGAAAAUGAACAUAAUUUUAGCACUUCUUCACAUCUUUCCGGUCCCGUUGCUUUGUAGUAAUGCAAAGCAGGCAAGAAAAACCAGUCUUGCGCAAUAUGGCUGAUAGUUCCGGGUUUGCGAGUUUGCCCCAUCCCGUUUCCGGACUGAGUACGGAAAGGGUGUGGCCUAUCCACAUCUCCCUGUGGCUAUUUAUUCCCCUUAACGGAAGACUGCUCGGCACCGUGCCCGUAGGAAGAAAAACGAUCUAACCCGAUACAGCCUGAUUCCUGGAGCCGGCGGAAUAUUACCCAGCUCGCCCGUUUACCAAAUGCGUAAUUCAGCAGUAUGAAGCACCUUGGAAAAGACUCAUCCAUACGCAGCGUUUGUCCUCAAUCGUUAAAUUGGGGGAUUUUUUGUUCAGAUAAAUUGCGCAACGUAUGGCGGAUUUCAAGUCCCGUUAACCGGAGACAACGCCAUUCGGAACGCGCACUCCACCAAGAACGGAACACGCAAAGAAGUCGUCCCGCUUUAUUGACGGGCCAGUAGUUGCAUGCGGAGCCAGAACAGGAGUCAAAUUUUCGCACAGUAGGCGAACGUUAUUGCGCGCUACACGAACCGUACCCUAAAUAAACAUCCAAGUAGUAGAUGGAAUGCUUUUUUUCCCCCGUACCCGAUUCCCCAUCAAACCCUGUCCAGUCACACGCAGAAAAUCCAGCCUGGAUAGUUUUUUUUUUCUUUGGUCCCGAAAUGGCCCCCUGUUCGAGCCUCACAUUACACGUUUGGUUUCGAUUUUUCCCUGCUGAGCAGACAACUACCGCUGUCUUCCAGGUGCUCCACCUGUACUUCUCACAGACACACGCUUUAAACGUCGCGAAAAACACCGAACUCUGCCCUUCAAAUACCGUGUCACCGAUCGCUUUCCGGAACGCGAUCAAGUGCACCGAAAUUGAACGUUCCACUGCUUCCACGAUCGGUAUAUUGUUGUUUGUUGUUUGUGCUAAAAUUAUGAAACACCAUGACUUUGGCACUGUGCUGUGAAGGUCGGCACCAAUGAUGCACAAGGCACGGGAAAGCGGUAACGGCGAAGGAAGGAAAAAUGCAACAGGUCAGCGCAUUGGUUGCAAUUUUGCAGACAGCGAUGUGUUUAGGGCGAAUAAAUAUGGUGAACAAAAAGGUAUUUCUUACAUGUUUUGAAUAAAAUUAA
Messenger RNA from Anopheles moucheti, 2567 nucleotides. Its product is annotated as aldo-keto reductase family 1 member B1-like. The record is from RefSeq and is a predicted model, not a curated record. NCBI's taxonomy places the organism in Eukaryota, Metazoa, Arthropoda, Insecta, Diptera, Culicidae. Gene Ontology annotation, molecular function: aldose reductase (NADPH) activity. The coding region runs from base 44 to 1015 and encodes 323 amino acids. Gene Ontology annotation, cellular component: cytosol. The transcript is spliced from 3 exons.